ACGGGGGCUAGGCGCUUUCAACGCCCUGGCUGCCUCCCGUUGCAUUGUGGGGCUUGUAGUCCGGCGAGGCUUAAGCGCUCUCUGGCUGGCUCGCCUAAAACGUCCCCUUCCUAAACUACAAGUCCCAGAAGCAACCUAGCCUCCUUUUAAGCGUGUAGGGCGAUAAUAAGCGAAGCCUGUGUUUCUCCGUCCUGAGGGACCAUGAACGGCCUGAGGCGGGUGUUGCUACUCCCACUCGCGAGGAGGAAGAGGAGGCCUGGGUCCUGGGGCCUGGCGUUGCCAUGGUUACCAAGCAGCCCCGCGCGGCCUACUCGACUUGAGGCCCGCGGCCUAGCUUUCCUGAGCAGCGGAAAGGCCCUUCGGGACUGGAAGGAGAAAGAGGAGGAGGAGGAGGCCUUCGUCUUCCCGGAGUACCUCCCCGAGGAGCCGAAGGAGGAGAGGCCUUUCAAGCCGCCGACGUCGGACCUGGUGGCGGCUCCGCUUAGGCCUAAGGCGUCGAGUCGGGCGGCCCAGUUUCCUCCGGGGCACCUGGACCCUUCGGUGCCGCCGAGCGGGGUGGGCUGCUCGGGCUGCGGGGCGGAGCUGCAUUGCCGGGACGCGGCGCUCCCGGGCUACCUUCCCAGCCAGAAGUACCUCAGCCUGGCUGGAGAUGAUGAAGGAGGAGGCCUCUCGGGCGCCGUCUGCCUCCGCUGCUGGCUCCUGGCGCACCACCGCCGGGCCUUGGAGGCCCGCGUCUCUCCGGAGGAGUUCCGCCGCCUGGUGUCCGAUGCCCUCCGCCGUCCGCCUCCCGCCCCUCACGGCCGACCUCCCCUCGUCCUCUGCCUGGCCGACGUCCUCGACCUCCCGGACUCGCUCCCUGCGGAGCUGCCGGCGCUGGUGGGCAGCCAGGCCCACCUCUUCGUCCUGGGCAACAAAGUGGACCUGCUUCCCGGGGACUCGCCGGCCUACCUCAAGCGCCUCCGUGCCCGGCUCCUGGAGGCCUGCGCCCAAGCUGGGCUGGAGGAGGAGAAGGAGGCCCGGCGGCCUGGUGGAAGGGUGGUGGAGGCCCACCUGAUCAGCGCCAAGACGGGCUUCGGGGUGGAGGAGCUCAUCUCCCGGCUGCAACGCUCCUGGAAGUUCAAUGGGGAUGUCUACCUGGUGGGAGCUACCAACACAGGGAAGUCCACCCUCUUCAACGCCCUCCUCCACUCGGACUACUGCAAGUCCAGGGCCUCAGAGGCCAUCCACAGAGCCACCGUCUCCCCUUGGCCUGGAACUACCUUGAACCUGCUGAAAUUUCCAAUUAUUAAUCCUACACCUUAUAGAAUAUUCCAGAGGGAAGCAAGGCUAAAGGCAGAUGCAGAAAAAACAGAGGAAGAGCUUAGUGAAGAUGAACAAAAACAGCUUCAUACUCUUAAAAAGCAAGGAUAUUUAAUAGGAAGAAUUGGAAGAACAUUUAACACACAAGAAAAAAUGGGGAAAAAUGAUGAAAUUGAGUUUGAUGCUGAAGCAUUGUCUUUUAGCAUGGAAGAAGAAACUCCCCUUCCAGUCAAAAUUGCUCCCACAAAAGUUGAACUCACACACAAUGAAGUGAAAGAUGCUCGAUGGUUAUAUGACACUCCGGGGAUUGUAAAGGAUCAGUGUGUUUUAAACCUUCUAAAUGAAAAAGAAGUCAAACUUGUCUUGCCAACCUGUGCUAUUGUUCCAAGAACAUUUGUGCUUAAGCCUGGAAUGGCCCUGUUUCUGGCUGCACUGGGGCGAAUAGAUUAUUUACAGGGGGACCGGCCCUCCUGGUUUUCUGUUGUAGCCUCAAAUUUGUUGCCUGUGCACAUCACUACAGUAGAAAAAGCAGAUGCUGUCUAUCAAAAACAUGCAGGUCAAACAUUGCUGAAGGUUCCAAUGGGAGGUGAAGACCGGAUGAAAGAUUUUCCACCAUUGAGCUCCCAGGAUGUGAUGUUGGAAGGAAUUGGUGAAGCUGAGGCAGUGGCAGACAUAAAGUUUUCAUCUGCUGGCUGGGUUGCUGUGACAGCUCAUUCAAACAACAAAGUCCAUCUACGAUGCUAUACUCCCAAAGGGACAGCACUCACAGUACGUAAAUCGCCCCUGCUGCCAUACAUCGUUGACAUCAAAGGGCCCCGUGUGAAAGGAAGCUCAGCCUACAAGACUAAAAGACCACCAUCCCUUGUCAAAAAUUUAAAAGCAAAUAUAAAUCAAGGGAAAAAAUAAUCAAAGUUUAAAAUGUAAGAAGUUGGAGAUGACGGAAGUUCUCAGCGUUAAAACACACAAAGACCGUGGACAGUUAUUCACACAGAAUGCAUUUUUAUUUUGUAAAAUAUAUUGAGAUGUACAUUUAUAAAGGUCAAGUAUUACUGAAAAAUGAAA
Sceloporus undulatus (fence lizard) is the source of this 2361-nucleotide messenger RNA. RefSeq names its product nitric oxide associated 1 (gene NOA1). The coding region runs from base 202 to 2205 and encodes 667 amino acids. Gene Ontology annotation, molecular function: GTP binding. Lineage: Eukaryota; Metazoa; Chordata; Lepidosauria; Squamata; Phrynosomatidae. The record is from RefSeq and is a predicted model, not a curated record. The transcript is spliced from 8 exons.